Messenger RNA from Moneuplotes crassus, 1448 nucleotides. The record is from the annotation of a GenBank genome assembly. NCBI's taxonomy places the organism in Eukaryota, Ciliophora, Spirotrichea, Euplotida, Euplotidae.
UGUUUAAGUAAAUGGCAGAUUUAGUUUUGUGUAGCAGAUGAAAAGUGUUCCAUAGUAGAAAUUAUUGUGGAUAUGGGUCAAAUACUGUAAGGUACCGUUAUUGUUAUUCUGGAACUCCACUCUCGAGCGUAUGAGGAAUGGAGUAUGAUAUCAACCAAACAAAGGAAGAACUAGAAGUAAAGAAAGCAGCUGCAAUUGAAGAUUUAAGAAACAAAAUUGGAGAAGAAGGAAUUACUUUCCUGAGUAGUUUCGCAGAAUGACCAAUCUGAUUACAAGUCAUUGAUUCCAAAAGAGCAGUCAUACUUUCAUGAUGCAAUAAAACGUGGUGUAUUGAUUGAGUUCUUAACAACAUGAAGAGAGAUUCGUCAUGCUCUUUGUGAAGAAUGAAAAUCAAUGUAGGAUUUUUCUCUAAAGCAAGGUAUCUCGAUGGAAUAAUUGAGACAUUGAAGAAAGAGUAUGAAACCACAAAGAAGGUUAAUUGCUCAGAACAUAGCAAAGAUGCAGAAAUAUUCUGAGAUGACUGAGAUGUUUUUAUUUGUUCAACUUGUAUAGUUGUUUCACAUAAUGGGCAUAAGCUCACUGAAGUAAAUGCAAAAUAUGUAGAUAUUGUUAAGAAGAUCCCUGAUGAUCUUGAGCAAAUGGAAAAGCAUAUCAGUUUGCCAGAGUCAGUUAUUAGCAAAAUUAAAGCUAUUGAUGAGAAGAAUAAAGAUUUCUUACUCUUUAAGCAUGAACAAGCCUUAUCAGUCCUUCCAGAGAUAUUUAAGGAGCAUCACAAGAAAUUAUGGGACUUAUCUGAAGAUUAUCAGAGAACCCUGAAAAGAAGAAAAGAGUAUUUCCAGGGUAAAAAGAAGAAGAUAGACAAGACUAUCAAAGAAGAGAAUGUCUAUAACGCUAAGUAUCUUUAUCAAUCCCAAGAUAAAUUGAAGCAAGAAGCUGCAGUUCUAGAAACUGAGAACAACAAAUGGGUACAGAUGAUCAAAGAUUCUUCUUUGACUAAAGAAAAUAAAGCAGGAGAGACUGUGACAGAAACGUGAGAUAACCUUACUUGAGAAUUAAAAACUGAUGAGGAAACAUGAACGAUAAAUCUAACUUCAACUGAUCCGAAACCUCUCAAACCCGAAUUCCAAAAAUACCUCAUAUUCAUAGCCAAAAACAUCAGCCUUUUAAACAACGAUCAGAAUACCAUCCUUGUUCAUAAAUUCCUAUCUCCGAUUACUUUAGCACGCCCUCGCACAAUAUCCCAUUUACAGGAUCCUAAAGAGAAGAGCACUAAGCUCUUAAUCUACAGAUCUUCUGAACAACUAGUAGAUUACCUUAUAAAUGCUCACGAGUCACUUACUAGUUGUUUACAGAAGUCCCUCCAGACCACCAGUAAACAACUUCUUAAACUCAAGAAGUCUUACCAAAAUGAAAGAUUAAUCUUAACUUUUAAUAAAAAUUUCAAUUAG